Carya illinoinensis is the source of this 1437-nucleotide messenger RNA. RefSeq lists its product as uncharacterized. Gene Ontology annotation, molecular function: protein dimerization activity. Bases 1 to 1437 code for a protein of 478 amino acids. The record is from RefSeq and is a predicted model, not a curated record. The transcript is spliced from 3 exons. Lineage: Eukaryota; Viridiplantae; Streptophyta; Magnoliopsida; Fagales; Juglandaceae.
AUGUUCUUGAAGUCUGUUGAUACAUCUGGCCUUAGAAAAGAUGCUGAAACAUUGUUUAAGAUCUUUGAUGAGAUUGUUCAAGAAAUUGGAGUUGAGAAUCUUGUGCAGUUCAUUACUGACAAUGAUGCAAGUUAUAAAGCUGUAGGAAAAAAGUUACAGCAGAAGUAUGGCUCUUUCUACUCGUCCCCUUGUGCAGCUCAUUGCAUAGACUUGAUGUUGGAAAAUUUUUGUGAUCCAAGAUAUAUUCCCAUUAUUGAUGAUACUAUAAAAAAGGCAAAAAAGAUAACAAAGUUCAUAUAUAACCAUGGUUGGGUUUUGGCAUUGAUGAGACAAGAUUUCACCAAAGGUCAUGAUUUGUGUCGUCCUGCAGUUACAAGGUUUGCGACAAAUUUUUUAAGUAUCCAAUGUUUGCUCUUAUUUAAGAAAGAAUUGAGACAAAUGUUUACGUGUGAUAAAUGGAUGGGGUCAAGUCAUUCUAAGAGCAACAUAGGGAAGGAGAUAGCUGGGAUUGUUUUAGAAGAUAAAGAGUUUUGGGCUCAGUGUCAAUUUAUUGUUAAAAUUAGUGAGCCUUUGGUUCGUGUUCUACGACUUGUUGACGGGGAUGAGAAGCCGGCAAUGGGAUACUUGUAUGAUGCAAUGGAAAGAGUCAAAGAGAACAUAAAAGCAAGAUACAAUAACAAAGUCAGUGUAUUCAGUCCAUUCACCAGGAUCAUUGAUUCUAGAUGGGAUAAGCAGCUUCACAGUCCAUUACAUGCGGCGGGUUAUGUUCUUAACCCUGGAAUUUUCUAUAGCCCCAGCUUUAAAAAUAAAAAUGAUGUUGUAAAAGGCUUCAAUAGUUGUGUUAUGAAGAUGGAACUCGAUCCUGAUGAUCAAGACAAGAUCAUUGAAGAACUUGACUUGUAUAGGACUUCAGUAGGUGAGUUUGGACAUUCUUUAGCAAUCCGCCAGCGUGAUAAGCUUAAUCCAAUUGCAUGGUGGUCCCAAUUUGGUUGUGAGGUUCCAACUUUUCAAAAGUUUGCUGUUCGAAUACUAAGUCAAUGUUGUAGUGCAACUAGAUGUGAGAGAAACUGGAGCACAUUUGAUUUUAUUCAUUCGAAGAAGAGAAAUAGAUUAGUGCAUAAACGUUUGAAUGACUUAGUAUUUGUUCGUUAUAACUUGAAGCUGCGAGAGAGGAGCAUAAAAAAUGGAAGAGAUGCUUUAAAUCCAAUCAAUCUUGAAAACAUUGACUUGAUGGACGAAUGGGUGGGUGAAGAAUCUGAGCUUCUUGAUGGAGAAGAUUUGAAUUGGGCAAAUAUUGAGGAGCCAUUAACCUCACUAAAUGAGGAAGACGUUGAUAAUAUUGGUAUUGAUGUUGAUGACGGUGGUGACGUUGAUGAAAAUAUCUUGAUUAACAUGUCGAAUCUUGCUCCUUAUUGUCUUUUUGAUGAGGAUGAGUGA